AUGUCUCAAUCAGACGAGGACGUCUUGGAGCCCUUUGCCACUGCCCAGUCGCAUUUGAGCACCUCCUCUCCCCAAACGCCGGUAAACCCACGAGUUCUUAGGUCUAUAUCCGUGCCAAAUACGGCAGACGCCGGAAGAUGUGUAAUGACCCAGCUUUCCAUAAAAUCUCCACGGCUAUCAAGCCCCGCCUCAAGCGCUAUGAUGCGCACUAGAGACGAGGCCGUCUCAUUUUCUGAUGGGGUAUCAACGAUGCCUAGUACCGCGGGACCUCCCCAGUCUGCGGACGAUGAAUUACAGGCAGAUACAAUAAGAAACGAUAAUCAGGUGCGGAUUCAGGGCAUAGUCACUUCUCUGAAGAAUAUGUCUCUUUCUAAACCAGAAACCCGGUUGGCCAUCUAUUUUGACCAAUCCGACCGGGCAAGCAUCGUCAAAAACUCAAGUGUUUUUUAUGCUGAACAGCCAGCUAAAGGGGUUGAGAUGUUUUGCGUUGCUCAACGUCUCGCAGACGUUGAUUAUCGCAUGCAAGUUCAGUUCAAAACUCCGCGCGCGCACUCGAAACUGAUUGACAUCAAGUGCCAAAUUGUUUACAAUCCAUGGACUGAUGACUGUGUUUUGAUUAACUGGGCAGGAAAGGCUCUUUACCUCGUCAACAUUAAGCAUCCAUAUACUUAUGGGCUACUGAGCCCCGGUCAACGAUACAAGAUUAGACCUGGGCUAUGGGGGAUUGCAGACUUCCAAUCGAAUGAUGUUGUGUACGACUGCAUUGUCAAAUUUUUAUUGAACGGGAGACGACACACAGUUUCAAUCACCCCACGGAGUAGCGCACGACGCAAUGGGAGACUGACAAAGCGACAGGUGCUGGACGCCAGCUUGUCGACAGACAUUGCUAUUCCUUCCCCCAGGUUUAUGAGAAAUUCACAAGCAAAUGCCGAAAAGGCCACUAAGAAUCCUCUGCUUGGUUUGAAAGGCGGAGAUGUUGCGAAUAUUGAAAUGCCACUCCGCGAUACGACCUUUCGACAAGAGGGUUCUAAUUACCAAUUACAAAUAGUGGGAAAGAUUUCUCCCAAAGGCGUCUCAAGUGUUUAUUCUUGUCGACAUUCUUUGAUUGAUGAUGGAAAGAUAGCUGUCAAAGUCAUUGAUUACGGAGAUGAGUUUUUGGGCGAGCUAGGCGUAGCCUAUUGUUCGAAGCUCUAUAAACGAGAGAAACAUUUCCUCGAAAGGUUGAAUCAUGGAAACAUUGUUUCGCUCAAGGGGUUUGACGGCCGUGUCCUUGCAAUGUAUCUCGAGCGUCUGCCUCACUCUUUAGCUCGAGGCAUCGACUCCCCGUUCAGUCUAUCUGAUGCUUCCAAGAUAUUCAAGGAUGUUUCGUCAGCACUCAAAUAUUUGGCAAACAAGGGUAUUGCUCACAACGACAUCAAGCCAAGCAAUAUUGCAUACUCUGCCACUCGAGGUGCUGUACUCCUUGAUUUCGGAAUAGCUUCGUCAUCAAAUGAGCUAAGCGGCGGUGGAACACCUUGGUAUCUUCCACCAGAGUUUAUUACUAGCUCAGGACGCUGCCCAGCGGGAGACAUAUGGGCUUUCGGCGUCGUAAUGCUAUAUAUCCUCAGAAAGAUACAAUUACCCGAGAGUAAGGAGAGUUGGAAUAUAAACGACGUCAGAAACAAUUCCAGCGCGGCAAAAAAUGAAAUGAAAAAGUGGCUUGCCAUGAUUAUUAAGACUAGAAAUGGUCUGGAUAAGACAAGCCCGAUAGAAUAUGCGACAUAUUUAAUGCUCGAUGAAAAUCCGGCUACGCGAAUGACGGCCCGGGGGAUCCAGAAUACCAUUGAAUAUCUGAAAUAG
Trichoderma atroviride IMI 206040 is the source of this 1839-nucleotide messenger RNA. The record is from RefSeq and is a predicted model, not a curated record. NCBI's taxonomy places the organism in Eukaryota, Fungi, Ascomycota, Sordariomycetes, Hypocreales, Hypocreaceae.